CAGUAUCCAAGUGAGCUUUAAGAUGCGCAUCGAAAUUUUUGGGAUCGUGCUCGCAGCUUGCGUGGCGUCCUGCCUCGCCAAGUGCCAACGCAAAGAGGGUGAUAUAGCAGAGUCGUACAUAUGUGAAGGAAUCAGCAGUCUCACGGAAUUGAACGUCAUACCGACCUUAGCUCAGAAGAUCACGAUACUGAAUUCCAAAAUCCCAUCGCUGCCGGCAGACAGUUUUACGCGAUUCUCAGGAACGCUGAAUUAUCUGAACAUAACGCACUCCGAAUUGGAAAAAAUCGAGGACAACGCUUUCGCAAGAUUAUCGCUGCUUCGCGAACUGAUUCUCGAUUACAAUCGCAUUGCCGAAAUAAGGACGGGCUGGAUCAAGGACCUGCGAAACCUGAAGGUCCUUCGCGUCUGGCACAAUCACAUAAAACUAAUCGAACCCGAGGUAUUCGCUCACCUGCCGAACCUCGAACUCCUCGACAUCGCCUACAACCAGAUCGACCACUGCACACCGCUGGAGCAACUUGAAAAGCUUGAUAACCUCGAGAUCUUUUACGUUACCGGAAAUCCAUGGCCACUCAGGUGCCGACCCCCGGUGGUUUUCCACCUCGAACACAAUCACGUUCAGUUCAUACACAACUGGGGCAACGAUCACAUUCUGAUAGAGGAAUGCUUGGCUCACGAGUUCGGCGCCAAAUGGGAUGACCAAAUCUUGUACAAAUGUGUUGCAAAUCAUCUUGGCAAAUUGUCAGUCCCUCCCAUCGUUCCCGCUCAUUGAUAAACCGCCCGGUAUCCUGAUCGAUCAACGUCACAUGAGUACCACUUCGGAUUGUAUUGUUGUAACUGAUUGUAUACUUCGUAAUGUAGUCUUUCUCUUAUCCAAUGUAAUACUAUGUCUUACGUAGAUCGUACUUCCAUGUCUGUACAAUAGUUUUGUGAAAAUUGUCCUGACACUUGGACCCCAUAAUUGGGGUAAAUAACUGGGAAGGCUCGACUCUGUAAUAAACUUCUUGAUUCAUCAGA
Molecule: messenger RNA, 1017 nt
Organism: Neodiprion fabricii
Lineage: Eukaryota; Metazoa; Arthropoda; Insecta; Hymenoptera; Diprionidae
Product: carboxypeptidase N subunit 2-like
Exons: 2
Coding region: 23-772 (249 amino acids)
Biological process (GO): positive regulation of synapse assembly; axonogenesis; regulation of presynapse assembly
Cellular component (GO): membrane
Molecular function (GO): protein binding
Source: RefSeq, a predicted model, not a curated record